Trifolium pratense (red clover) is the source of this 1335-nucleotide messenger RNA. Its product is annotated as protein GRAVITROPIC IN THE LIGHT 1-like. NCBI's taxonomy places the organism in Eukaryota, Viridiplantae, Streptophyta, Magnoliopsida, Fabales, Fabaceae. The transcript has a single exon. The record is from RefSeq and is a predicted model, not a curated record. The coding region runs from base 1 to 1335 and encodes 444 amino acids. Gene Ontology annotation, biological process: response to red or far red light; negative gravitropism.
AUGGUUUACAAAUUUGCCAAAGUUUGUAAAUUGAAAUCUAUUGGGGUUUUCACUUCUGAAAACCCCAAUCUUCAACAUUUGCAUAGACCCAUUUUCAAUGAGUCUCUUCUGAGUGGAAAUAGCAAUGAGGAAAUCAAAUGCAAUGUCGAAAAAGUUCAUCCUCAGAGUCACAAGAUUGAAGUGAAAACCAAAGAGGAAUCUUGUGGUGAUUUGGUGAUCUUGAAUAAUAUAUUUGAUGCUGUUUUGGAUUUGAAAUUUGCAUAUCUUGAGCUACAAAAAGCUCACAUUCCGUAUGAUCCGAAGAAGAUUGUUGCUGCUGAUGAUAUUGUUGUUGCUGAGAUUGAGAAGCUUUGCAAGUUCAAGAGUGAGUAUAAGGAGAAACAAUCUAAGAAGGCGAUUAUCAAUGUUGAACUAUCUGAUCUUUUGAUGAAUGAAAUUGUGGCGAAGGAGGACUUUUUAGGGAAGCUUAAGUCUCGAAAAAGUGCGAAAGAUUCUAAGAUUCUUCGGUUGCGACACUUGCUUAAUGAUUUGGAAAUAGGGAAUGAAAAUCUGAAUGAGAAACUCAGACAGAUUAGGUUAGAGCAUAGGAAAAAAGAAAGUGUUUUGACUGUUGCUAAGUUUCAAGAUGUUUUUAAGGCUGCUUCGAAAUCUAUCCAUGAUUUUGCAAAACCGUUGAUUAGCUUGAUGAAAGCUUCAGGUUGGGAUCUUGAUAUGGCAACAAAGUCGAUUGAAAGCGAUGCUGUUUAUUCGAAAAAAUGUGACAAGAAAUAUGCUUUCGAGGCCUACAUUGCACGAAGAAUGUUUCACAGUAUUGCAUUAACUUCCUAUGACGUGAGUGAUGUUAUGAAGUUCGAUGAUCCGUUUGACGCACUAAUGGAGAAUCCAUAUUCAGAUUUUGCGAAAUUUUGUCAAACGAAGUAUCUUCUGGUUGUUCCACCCGAAAUGGAAGAGUCGUUCUUUGGCAAUUUGGAUUACCACAAAUUCGUAAUGAGCGGCAAGCACCCGAGAACAGAAUUCUAUCAACUAUUUGUGAAAAUGGCGAAAUGGAUUUGGGUUUUAUUAAGAUCAGCUGUCACAAUCGAUCCUAAUGCAACAAUGUUUUCUGUGAGCAAAGGAAGCAUGUUCUCAAACUUGUACAUGGAAUCUGUUGAGAAAGAAAACGAGUUCGCAAUUCUUUCGGAUGAAGAACAAGCUACUUAUAAAGUUCAGUUUAUGAUCAUGCCAGGGUUUAAAAUUGGAUCGAUCAUUGUUAAGUCUCAAGUUUAUGCUUCUCAACAUCGUUCAAGCUCAAUGGUGGCCACUUUAACUGGUAAUUCGGCUUAUAGAACCACAUAA